Molecule: messenger RNA, 6281 nt
Organism: Trichechus manatus latirostris (Florida manatee)
Lineage: Eukaryota; Metazoa; Chordata; Mammalia; Sirenia; Trichechidae
Gene: VIRMA
Product: vir like m6A methyltransferase associated
Exons: 23
Coding region: 93-5378 (1761 amino acids)
Cellular component (GO): RNA N6-methyladenosine methyltransferase complex
Molecular function (GO): RNA binding
Source: RefSeq, a predicted model, not a curated record
CAGUUGUCGUUUCUCCCUCUCCCGAGCGGCUGUCGCCCAGGUUGGAGCACACUGCCCCGGAAGUCCUCCCCCUGCCCCCGCCCGAGGCAAACAUGGCGGUGGACUCGGCGAUGGAGCUGCUAUUUUUAGAUACUUUUAAGCACCCGAGCGCUGAGCAAAGUUCUCAUAUAGAUGUGGUUCGUUUUCCGUGUGUGGUUUAUAUCAAUGAAGUCCGAGUCAUACCCCCAGGAGUAAGAGCCCAUAGCAGCCUGCCUGACAGUAGAGCAUAUGGGGAGACUUCUCCGCAUACAUUUCAGUUAGAUUUAUUCUUCAACAAUGUAAGCAAACCGAGUGCCCCGGUUUUUGAUAGGUUGGGAAGCCUGGAAUAUGAUGAGAAUACUUCCAUCAUCUUUAGACCCAACUCAAAGGUGAAUACCGAUGGUUUGGUGCUAAGAGGCUGGUAUAACUGUCUGACACUGGCAAUAUAUGGAUCGGUUGAUAGAGUGAUAAGUCAUGAUAGAGACUCUCCACCACCACCACCACCACCUCCACCUCCUCCCCAGCCACAGCCAAAUUUGAAAAGGAAUCCAAAACAUGCUGAUGGGGAAAAAGAAGAUCAGUUUAAUGGAAGCCCUCCAAGACCACAGCCAAGGGGACCAAGAACUCCUCCAGGACCCCCUCCGCCUGAUGAUGAUGAAGAUGAUCCCAUUCCUGUGUCAGUGUCAGGUGACAAGGAAGAGGAUGCUCCUCAUAGAGAAGAUUACUUUGAGCCCAUUUCUCCUGAUCGGAAUUCUGUUCCCCAGGAAGGUCAGUAUUCUGAUGAAGGAGAAGUAGAAGAGGAACAGCAGGAAGAAGGAGAUGAUGAUGAAGAUGAUGUGGAUGUAGAGGAGGAGGAAGAUGAGGAUGAGGACGAUCGUCAUACAGUAGACAGUAUCCCUGAGGAGGAAGAGGAGGAUGAAGAGGAAGAAGGUGAAGAGGAUGAAGAAGGUGAAGGGGAUGAUGGUUAUGAACAAAUUUCCAGUGAUGAAGAUGGAAUUGCUGACUUGGAACGUGAAACAUUUAAGUAUCCAAACUUUGAUGUUGAAUACACUGCUGAAGAUUUAGCUUCAGUUCCUCCUAUGACAUAUGAUCCAUAUGACAGAGAACUUGUACCACUUUUAUAUUUCAGCUGUCCAUACAAGACUACUUUUGAAAUUGAAGUCAGUAGAAUGAAGGAUCAAGGUCCAGAUAAAGAAAAUUCAGGGGCAAUAGAAGCCUCAGUGAAGUUAACUGAAUUGUUAGAUUUGUAUCGGGAAGAUAGAGGUGCAAAAUGGGUAACAGCUUUAGAAGAAAUUCCAAGUUUAAUAAUAAAAGGAUUAAGUUAUUUGCAAUUGAAAAACACAAAACAAGACUCCCUUGUCCAGUUGAUAGACUGGACUAUGCAAGCGUUAAAUUUACAAGUUGCCCUUCGCCAACCCAUUGCCUUAAAUGUCCGUCAGCUCAAAGCUGGGACCAAAUUAGUCUCCUCACUGGCAGAAUGUGGGACUCAAGGUGUCAUGGGACUGCUACAAGCAGGAGUGAUCAGUGGACUAUUUGAGCUCCUAUUUGCUGAUCAUGUCUCAUCUUCCCUUAAGUUAAAUGCUUUUAAAGCUUUGGACAGUGUCAUUAGUAUGACAGAAGGAAUGGAAGCUUUUUUAAGAGGUAGGCAGAAUGAAAAAAGUGGCUAUCAAAAACUUCUGGAGCUCAUACUUUUAGAUCAGACUGUGAGGGUUGUCACAGCUGGUUCAGCUAUCCUUCAGAAAUGCCAUUUCUAUGAAAUCUUGUCAGAAAUUAAAAGACUUGGUGACCAUUUAGCAGAGAAGACUUCAUCUGUUCCUAACCACAGUGAACCUGAUCAUGACACAGAUGCUGGACUGGAGAGAACAAAUCCAGAAUAUGAAAAUGAGGUAGAGGCCUCUAUGGAUAUGGAUCUUUUGGAAUCCUCAAAUAUAAGUGAAGGGGAAAUUGAAAAGCUUAUUAACCUCCUCGAAGAAGUUUUUCAUUUAAUGGAAACGGCACCUCAUACAAUGGUCCAACCUCCUGUUAAGUCUUUCCCAACGAUGGCACGUAUUACUGGACCUCCAGAGAGGGAUGAUCCAUACCCUGUUCUCUUCAGGUAUCUUCACAGUCAUCACUUCUUGGAGUUGGUUACCUUGCUUCUGUCAAUUCCUGUAACAAGUGCUCAUCCUGGUGUGCUGCAGGCCACAAAAGAUGUUUUAAAGUUUCUUGCACAAUCACAAAAAGGUCUUCUUUUUUUUAUGUCGGAAUAUGAAGCAACAAAUUUGUUGAUCAGAGCUCUAUGUCACCUUUAUGAUCAAGAUGAAGACGAAGGUCUGCAAUCUGAUGGUGUUAUUGAUGAUGCAUUUGCCUUGUGGCUACAGGAUUCAACACAGACGUUGCAGUGUAUUACAGAACUGUUCAGCCAUUUUCAGCGUUGUACAGCCAGUGAAGAAACUGACCAUUCUGAUCUCUUGGGAACCCUUCACAAUCUUUAUUUGAUUACUUUUAAUCCUGUGGGAAGGUCAGCUGUUGGCCAUGUUUUCAGUCUUGAGAAAAAUCUCCAAAGUCUUAUUACUUUAAUGGAGUACUAUUCCAAAGAAGCCUUAGGUGACUCCAAGUCUAAGAAGUCAGUAGCUUAUAAUUAUGCAUGUAUACUUAUUUUGGUGGUGGUUCAGUCUUCCAGUGAUGUCCAAAUGCUAGAACAACAUGCAGCAUCUCUCUUGAAGCUUUGUAAAGCAGAUGAAAAUAAUGCUAAAUUGCAAGAACUUGGCAAGUGGCUUGAACCUCUGAAAAACCUUAGAUUUGAAAUAAACUGCAUCCCAACCCUCAUUGAGUAUGUUAAACAGAAUAUUGAUAACUUGAUGACCCCAGAAGGAGUUGGUCUUACCACUGCACUACGUGUUCUCUGUAAUGUGGCAUGCCCACCACCUCCUGUUGAAGGUCAGCAGAAAGACCUGAAAUGGAAUCUUGCUGUAAUUCAGCUUUUUUCUGCUGAAGGAAUGGACACCUUUAUUCGGGUUCUGCAAAAAUUGAACAGUAUUCUGACUCAGCCGUGGAGGCUCCAUGUCAACAUGGGGACUACUCUUCACAGAGUUACUACUAUUUCAAUGGCUCGCUGCACACUCACUCUUCUUAAAACUAUGUUAACGGAACUCUUGAGAGGUGGAUCCUUUGAGUUUAAGGACAUGCGUGUUCCUUCAGCACUUGUUACUUUACACAUGCUCCUGUGCUCUAUCCCCCUCUCAGGUCGUUUGGAUAGUGAUGAACAGAAAAUUCAGAAUGAUAUCAUUGAUAUCUUACUGACUUUUACACAAGGAGUUAAUGAAAAACUCACAAUCUCAGAAGAGACUCUGGCCAAUAAUACUUGGUCUUUAAUGUUAAAAGAAGUUCUUUCUUCAAUCUUGAAGGUUCCUGAAGGAUUUUUUUCUGGACUCAUACUCCUUUCAGAACUGCUGCCUCUUCCAUUGCCCAUGCAAACAACUCAGGUUAUUGAGCCACAUGAUAUAUCAGUGGCACUCAACACCCGAAAAUUGUGGAGCAUGCACCUUCAUGUUCAAGCAAAGUUGCUCCAAGAAAUAGUUCGCUCUUUCUCUGGCGCAACCUGCCAGCCCAUUCAACACAUGUUACGGCGUAUUUGUGUUCAAUUGUGUGACCUUGCCUCACCAACUGCACUUCUGAUAAUGAGAACUGUGUUGGAUUUGAUUGUAGAAGACUUGCAAAGCACUUCAGAAGAUAAAGAAAAACAGUAUUCUAGCCAAACCGCCAGGUUGCUUGCUCUUCUUGAUGCUCUGGCUUCACACAAAGCUUGUAAAUUAGCUACUUUGCAUCUAAUUAAUGGAACUAUUAAAGGUGAUGAAAGAUAUGCAGAGAUAUUUCAAGACCUGUUAGCUUUGGUGCGGUCUCCUGGAGACAGUGUUACUCGCCAACAGUGUGUUGAAUAUAUCACAUCCAUUUUGCAGUCUCUCUGUGAUCAGGACAUUGCACUUAUUUUGCCAAGCUCUUCUGAAAGUUCUGUUUCUGAAGUGGAGCAGCUUUCCAAUUCUCUACCAAACAAGGAAUUGAUGGCCUCAAUCUGUGACUGUCUACUGGCUAUGCUAGCUAACCCUGACAGCAGUUACAACUGUUUACUGACAUGUGUCAGAACAAUGAUGUUUCUUGCAGAGCAUGAUUAUGGAUUGUUUCAUUUAAAAAGUUCUUUAAGGAAAAACAGUAAUGCUCUGCAUAGUUUACUGAAACGAGUGGUCAGCACAUUUAGUAAGGACACAGGAGAACUUGCAUCUUCGUUCUUGGAGUUUAUGAGACAAAUUUUAAAUUCUGACACAAUGGAACAUUCAAAAGAUGAUGACAAUCUGGAUUCUUUGUUGGACAAUAUAGUUGGACUUAAGCAGAUGCUGGAAUCAUCAGGUGAUCCUUUACCACUCAGUGACCAGGAUGUAGAACCAGUACUUUCAGCACCAGAAUCUCUCCAGAAUCUGUUUAACAAUAGGACUGCAUAUGUGUUAGCUGAUGUCAUGGAUGAUCAGUUGAAAUCUAUGUGGUUCACUCCAUUCCAGGCUGAAGAGAUUGAUACAGAUCUGGAUUUGGUAAAGGUUGACUUAAUUGAUCUCUCUGAAAAAUGCUGUAGUGACUUUGACUUGCACUCAGAAUUAGAGCGUUCAUUUUUGUCAGAACCAUCAUCUCCAGGGAGAACCAAGACUACCAAAGGAUUCAAACUUGGGAAGCACAAGCAUGAGACCUUUAUAACUUCAAGUGGAAAAUCUGAAUACAUUGAACCUGCCAAACGAGCCCAUGUUGUGCCACCACCAAGAGGAAGAGGCAGGGGAGGAUUUGGACAGGGUACACGACCCCAUGAUAUUUUUCGUCAGAGAAAACAGAACACAAGCAGACCACCAUCUAUGCAUGUGGAUGACUUUGUUGCAGCUGAAAGUAAAGAAGUGGUCCCUCAAGAUGGAAUACCGCCACCAAAACGGCCACUCAAAGUAUCACAGAAGAUUUCUUCUCGGGGGGGGUUUUCAGGCAAUCGAGGAGGACGUGGUGCUUUUCACAGUCAGAAUAGAUUUUUCACACCGCCUGCUUCAAAAGGAAACUACAGUCGUCGAGAGGGCACAAGAGGCUCCAGUUGGAGUGCUCAGAAUACUCCUCGAGGAACUUACAAUGAUAGUCGUGGAGGCCAGAGCAAUUUUAACAGGGGUCCUCUUCCACCAUUAAGACCACUUAGUUCUACAGGCUACCGCCCAAGUCCUCGUGAUCGUGCUUCCAGAGGUCGUGGGGGACUUGGACCUUCCUGGGCAAGUGCAAAUAGUGGCAGUGGAGGCUCAAGAGGAAAGUUUGUUAGUGGAGGCAGUGGUAGAGGUCGUCAUGUACGGUCCUUUACACGAUAAAAAUUCUCUUGGGAACAUCCUAAAUGUGUAUGAACAUUUCAUGAGGACAAUAAAAAUAAGACAUUGAAGGACCAAUUUAGACUUAGCAGUUAUCUGAAGACAUCUGAGAGAAUAUUUUUAUCUGAAGAAAGCAGAUUUUGUUUGAUACCUAACACAAGAUUUCAAUAAAAAUCCAAACUUUUUAUGUAUGUUUGUAUAUAUUUCUUCCCCUUCUUGUAUGACUACUUAUUUAAGAAAUUCCUUAGAUAGGAAGUGAAAAACUAAAUGAUUUUUGUUUUAGUGUAUUUCUUGACUAUAGGCCACAGAGGUUCCCGAAGUUUCUUGGCUCAUGAAACCCUUUAGGGUCUCAGUAAUUUUUUCACAGCACACCCAGGCCAAAAGAUAUAUCUAAUACUUCUGUUUAGUAAGCAGCUUGGCCCAAACAGUAAGAAUUUAUGUCUUAACAGCUUAGCCAGCUGGAAAAAUAAUACACAUAAAUUAAAAGAACAGUUAAAUUUCUGUUUCCUUCUUAAUAUAACCAGUAGUAAUUGUGGACAACUUCUCAAACCUUGGAAUCAAGAUUGGAUGCUGUCUCAUUUCCUGUUCCACCUUGAUUUUUGCACAGUACUUUUUAUCACACUACUGAAACCCCAGCUUUGCAAAGAUAAGCUGUCAUGGAAAGGAAUAUAACGCUAUUUAAUGUUGAAAAUGUGAACUACCUCAAGCUAGUAGUUUGAGUGAUGUCCAACAGAUGUUUCUAUGUUUCCGUCAAAAAUAUCUUAUGGCGUCCAUGUGAAUUUACUAGAGUGCCCUGGUGCACCCUUUGGGAACCAUGACUGUACCAAAAGAAACAUGACACUUUUCUCCUUUAAGUUAGAAAUAUUCAUUUACUCUGUGUCACAGAUUUAUAUCUAUCUAUACUAU